This is a messenger RNA of Chenopodium quinoa (quinoa), 1675 nucleotides long. Its product is annotated as probable protein S-acyltransferase 14. The record is from RefSeq and is a predicted model, not a curated record. The coding region runs from base 353 to 1276 and encodes 307 amino acids. Gene Ontology annotation, molecular function: protein-cysteine S-palmitoyltransferase activity. Gene Ontology annotation, cellular component: endoplasmic reticulum; Golgi apparatus. The transcript has 7 exons. Gene Ontology annotation, biological process: peptidyl-L-cysteine S-palmitoylation; protein targeting to membrane. Lineage: Eukaryota; Viridiplantae; Streptophyta; Magnoliopsida; Caryophyllales; Amaranthaceae.
AAAUCACCUUCAAUAUUAAUAGUGUCGAUAACCCAUUUAUCAAGCUAACCCCCCAAAACACAAAUUUUUUCUUCAAACUCCCCACCUUCCCCCAACCCAAUCUCGGCGCUUUUCUUCCACGCGCCUCCUUCUCUUUUUCUCUCUCCUCUUUCGUUAAACCCCUGUUAAAAAUUUUUCCGCCAUUAAAAUCCAGUUUAAGAAGCUCAGAAAACUGGGGAAAAAAAUAAGAAAAUUUCAAAGGAAUAAAACAAAAAAGCCCCAGAAAAAAAAGAGAAGAAUUUGAUUAAUUUAUCAAAAUUCAUUGAUUUUUUUUUUUCACCAGUUUUCUCUCUCCCAUCUCUCUUUGUGAGUGAUGUACAGAUCUGGAACAGUAAUGGCGUGGAAUGUAUUCAGAUUUUGUACUGCUUUAAGGGGUUUAGGUUCGAUCAUGAUCUUGCUCGUUUUAGGGGUUGUGGGUGUAACAUAUUACGCCGUCGUUUUGACCAAUUAUGGCCCUGCUUUAUUCGAUGGUGGUCUCGAUACUCUUACUUCAUUCGCAGUUUUGUUACCAUUCCAUGGUUUGCUAGCCAUGUUGUUGUGGAGUUACUUUUCUGUUGUUUUUACUGAUCCGGGGUGUGUACCCCCGAAUUGGAGGCCUGCCAUAGAUGAGGAGAGAGGUGAGAUUGAUCCAUUGACUGCGUCGGACUUCAGUGGAGUGCAAACUGAUCAAUCUAAUACAAAAGUCCGAGUUUGUCGAAAGUGCAACCAGCUGAAACCUCCUCGCUGCCAUCAUUGUUCUGUUUGUGGGAGGUGUGUACUAAAAAUGGAUCAUCAUUGUGUAUGGGUUGUAAAUUGUGUUGGAGCACUAAAUUAUAAAUAUUUCCUUCUAUUCCUGUUCUACACGUUUUUAGAGACUACUCUGGCAACAAUUUCACUGCUGCCACAAUUUAUUGCAUUCUUUAGUGAUGGAGAGAUACCUGGAACACCAAGCAGUCUUGCGACAACAUUCCUUGCAUUUGUCUUGAAUUUGGCAUUCGCAUUGAGUGUUAUGGGAUUCCUCAUCAUGCAUAUAUCUUUGGUUUCAGCUAAUACCACUACUAUUGAGGCAUAUGAAAAGAAGACAAGCCCAAAGUGGCGUUAUGACCUCGGAAAGAAGAAAAAUUUCCAGCAGGUGUUUGGAACGGACAAGAAGUAUUGGCUUAUCCCCGCAUAUGCAGAUGAAGAUCUACGAAGGAUGCCGGAACUUCAGGGUCUAGAUUAUCCAUCAAAGCCUGACCUUGAUGCACAAGAGUUUUAAGACGUGUUGGUUCUAUAUCUCUGGCAUUCAGAAGUGUCCCUCACAACUAUAGAUUCUGAGCUCUCAUAGAAUUUCUCCCCUUCGUCUUUGAUCAAGCAAGUGGGGAUUAAUUGGGCUCUGGUCUUUCUGUCAGCUCGUGCACGCUUCUGCAAUUUAAAAGCUGCCAAGGGAAGAAACAUUAUGAAUAGAGAGAGGGGGAAGUUCGAUAUUCAGAGGGAGCAGGAAAAUGUAGAUUAUAGAGCUUUGGGGGGGGGGGGGGGUGCCUCUUACAUGUAUGUUUUAAGUUCUAACAGUCUGAUUUAUAAUGGGGGGUGUAGGGGAUUUGUAAUACAGGAAUUUCUGAUGUUUAUAUUGUGGCAAGCCAAAAAUUAAGAAAAAGAAAAAAUUGCAUUCAUUUUA